Messenger RNA from Pocillopora verrucosa, 1474 nucleotides. Its product is annotated as papilin. The record is from RefSeq and is a predicted model, not a curated record. Lineage: Eukaryota; Metazoa; Cnidaria; Anthozoa; Scleractinia; Pocilloporidae.
UUCCUUUUCGUUGUAUCUAAACAUAGAAAAUCGUUUCACUCGGAAAUAGAAGUUGAUGACUCUACUUGAAGUAUUUCCUUGCCACACAAUACGAAAACGUUUGGGACUCAGAGCAACAUAAGUUUUUACAGAAGAUGCUGCAUCUCGCGCGAUGGGUUAAAAUUUCCGUGACAUUGUAACGAAACUCGGAGUCCUCUCUGUUGUUAAUAUCUUAACUUUCGUCGUUGUGUAACUGCUUCUCGACUUAUUAACUAGCUCGAUCAAAUUUUUUGAUUCAAUCAAAAAAUUUUCGGAGGACGUCGGGCGGUCGUAGCAAUAAACGAUCCCACGUCCGCAUUUCCGACGACAUCAUCGUCGCCGCCCCCGAGCGUCGGCGGAGUAUCAGUUUCGGCUCGGCAGAGCAAUGUCGGCCCCUCCGUCAAUAUAAGAGCGUCGUCAAUUUGUAAAAUCAGUUCAAUUCGACGAAGACCAAGAUCACUGAAACUCGAAAGAUUUGAAGCUACAAGCGGUGGUACAGAAGUGAAGCUCGAAGAUGAGUACGCCUUUGGUAAAUGUUGUUUUUGCCAUUCUCUCGUUUACAAUGUCCUCAAUGGCGAAAACAUGUCGAGACAGUAUUACAACCCCAGUUUGUCAACAUUUUGUCCAAACAUAUCGUGAUUCCUGCAAAUGGCCGGAGAUGAAGACUAGCUGCCCGUUAACUUGUAAAUUUUGCGUUCCCCCGCCAAGAUGUGCAACUAAGGCCAGCAGAUAUGGCUGUUGCUGGGACAAAAAAACGGAAGCGAAAUCAUAUGCUGGCGACGGUUGUCCUGAAUGUAGGGAUCAGUUUCCAAGCUACUGCAGAGAGCGAAUUGCAAGGCAUCCAAGGAAAAGCGCUUGCAAUAAGCAUGGAAGUAAGAUGUGCCCCAAAAGUUGCGGUGUUUGCGAACACAAGGCCGCUGCGGCUCAAGCGCCGCCUGAAUGUCUUUAUUCCCACUAUGGGUGUUGCUGGGAUCUUACCUCUGCUCAGGGACCUGUUGGCGAAGGAUGCGUAGCUUGCAGAGACCGCCAUGGUUUUAAAAGGCUUUGUAAAUUAUGGAGUCAUUACUGCAAGGACGAAGCUUAUAAGUAUGUCCAGAAAAAUGUCAUCGAUGAGUACAGAGAAACAUGUCCCAUGACGUGUGGAAAAUGCAGGAUAGGACAAAAGAUGUUGGAUCUCUCUGUUUACAAAAGAAACUGAUAUUAUAUGAUAAGUCUACGAAGUCGUUGACGACGGGCGAAAAGGGCGGAUUGGAGGCAGUAAGAGGAGAUGAAAAGUCAUUUCAAUAAGAUAUUUUAUUUAUCAGCAUAUCAUUGGAAUGAUAGUGCUAUCAAGGACUGUACAUUUUGAUAUCGUUAUAUUUAUUAUAUUUGUUAUUAUUGUUAUUAUUUAUGAAUGAUGUUAUUCUCUUUAUUAUUUGUUUACCGCAUUGGUAUUUAAUGUAUUUAUGAACAGUGU